CAAUCCUAUCAUGGCGAGCUCGAGCUCACCGGCGGCCACGACCACCGCCACCUCCAUCGCACCGGAGGACGACGGUCGCCGGCAGGUGCUCCUCCUGCCGUUCCCGGCGGCGCAGGGCCACACCAACCCGAUGCUCCAGUUCGGCCGCCGCCUCGCACGCCACGGCCUCCGCCCGACGUUGGUCACCACGCGGUACGUGCUCUCCACCACGCCGCCGCCGGGGGAGCCCUUCGGCGUGGCCGCGAUCUCCGACGGCUUCGAUGCCGGCGGCAUGGCGGCGUGCCCGGACGUGGCGGAGUACUGCCGCAGCCUGGAGGCGAACGGGUCUCGGACGCUCGCGGAGCUCCUCGACUCCGAGGCCCGCGCGGGGCGGCCGGUGCGCGUGCUCGUCUACGACCCGCACCUGGCGUUCGCGCGGGACGUGGCGCGCGCCGCCGGCGUGCCGACCGCCGCGUUCCUGUCGCAGCCGUGCGCCGUCGACCUCGUCUACGGCGAGGUCUGCGCGGGGCGCCUGGCGCUGCCGGUGACGCCGGCGGACGCGAGCGCUCUGCACGCGCGGGGAGCGCUCGGCGUGGAGCUGGGACCCGACGACAUGCCCCCGUUCGCCGCGCGGCCGGAUUGGCAGCCUGCCUUCAUCAAGACGCUGGUCAGGCAGUUCGACGGGCUGGAGGACGACGACGACGUGUUCGUCAACUCCUUCUCCUACCUCGAGCCAAAGGAGGCGGCAUACAUGGAGUCGACAUGGCGCGCGAAGACGAUCGGGCCGUCAUUGCCGUCGUUCUACCUCGACGACGGCCGGCUGCCGUCGAACAAGGAGUACGGAUUCAACCUGUUCAGGAGCACCGUGCCGUGCAUGGAGUGGCUGGACAAGCAGCCUCCUCGCUCCGUCGUCCUUGUCUCCUACGGUACGGUCUCUGACCUCGACGCAGCCAAGCUAGAAGAGCUCGGCAAUGGCCUGUGCAACUCCGGCAAGCCAUUUCUCUGGGUUGUCAGGUCCAACGAGGAGAACAAGCUGUCUGAUGAACUCCGUAGAGAGUGUGGAGGGAAAGGCCUAAUUGUACCGUUUUGCCCCCAGCUAGAGGUGCUAGCUCACAAGUCAACAGGUUGUUUCCUGACGCACUGUGGAUGGAACUCGACAUUGGAGGCGAUUGCCAAUGGUGUACCACUGGUGGCAAUGCCACAUUGGGCUGAUCAACCAACUAUUGCAAGGUAUAUGGAGAGCGUGUGGGGCAUGGGCGUUCGGGUGCGGAUGGACAAGAAUGGCGCCUUGAGAAGGGAAGAGGUGGAGAGGUGCAUCAGGGAGGUGAUGGAUGGGGAUCGGAAGGAGGACUACAGGCGAAAUGCUGCAAGGUUGAUGAACAAGGCUAAGGAGGCAAUGCAGGAAGGAGGGAGCUCUGACAAGAACAUUGCUGAAUUCGCCGCAAAGUAUUUGAACUGAAUAAAAUUCAUAGGAUGCAUUCUUAAUCAGAGAAUGGCUAUUUAAGAUGUCUAAUUUGGUUUUAUGUUAAACUGUUCUAGAUGUCUUGUAUAGUGGUUACAGCCUUUUCUGUCUGAAAGUAUAAUGAGGUCAAGAUGCUGAGUUUUUUCUUUAUUCAGCAUACGCAAAUUAAGCAUACUGUGUAAAAUGAAAUAUUUUUUUUAACUGAAGUGUCACUAGCUUAUGUUCUCGUCGAGUACAAAUAAAUACUUGGCUGAAGUUACAAGAAUUUUCGGCCAUCAAUUUAGAAAAGUAUUUGUACCUAAAUUCAUGGCAGAAUUGAGACGGACGUAUAGAGAUCACACUUCAGUGACAAAAACUGAAGUUAUUAUGUAAGUCUUCAACUGCAAAUGACAAAAACUGAUUU
This is a messenger RNA of Oryza brachyantha (malo sina), 1844 nucleotides long. Its product is annotated as UDP-glycosyltransferase 79-like. NCBI's taxonomy places the organism in Eukaryota, Viridiplantae, Streptophyta, Magnoliopsida, Poales, Poaceae. The coding region runs from base 11 to 1438 and encodes 475 amino acids. The record is from RefSeq and is a predicted model, not a curated record. The transcript is spliced from 3 exons. Gene Ontology annotation, molecular function: UDP-glycosyltransferase activity.